ACACACACACAACCGAGAAGCACGCCUAGCCUUCCCUUGGCACCCUGAGACAAUCCCACUCCCUCCCGGGGACACGACUGGGCGCGUCCACACCCCCGCAUCCCUUACACCAUGUUGUGCGGAAGGACUUCCACUCCCCGCCAGUGUCGUUGAUGUCAGACCCCAGGCCAGCCUCAGGGCGCUGCAGUUCUGGCUAAUGCUGCGGCUGUGGCUAGGGCUUUAGUACAUAAGCCAGCCGCCGCUGCCGCCACCACCCCUUUCCCCGCCGGCCUCAGCGCCCACAGUCUGCAUGUGUGUGUGGUAGCCGGCUACCCAUCCUGCCGCCCGUGUUCCCCCGGAGCUCUGGAGACCACCGCGGGGGCUUUCUCUGCCCGUGGGAGAAGUGGCCUUGGAGAAAUUGAUUUCGGUGGUUGGAUUUUUCUCGUGGAUCUAUCAAUUGACAGUUCGGAUUUGGAAGAAAGAAGGAAAACAUGACGUCUCCAGCCAAAUUCAAAAAGGAUAAGGAGAUCAUCGCAGAGUACGAUACUCAGGUCAAAGAGAUCCGGGCUCAGCUCACAGAGCAGAUGAAAUGCCUAGACCAGCAGUGUGAACUCCGGGUGCAGCUGUUGCAGGACCUGCAAGACUUCUUCCGAAAGAAGGCCGAGAUUGAAAUGGACUACUCUCGAAACCUGGAGAAGCUGGCUGAGCGCUUCCUAGCCAAGACACGAAGCACCAAGGACCAGCAAUUUAAGAAAGACCAGAAUGUUCUCUCUCCAGUAAACUGCUGGAACCUCCUCUUAAACCAGGUGAAGCGGGAGAGCAGGGAUCAUACCACGCUGAGUGACAUCUACCUGAAUAAUAUAAUCCCUCGAUUUGUUCAAGUCAGCGAGGACUCAGGAAGACUCUUCAAAAAGAGUAAAGAAGUUGGCCAGCAGCUCCAAGAUGAUUUGAUGAAGGUCCUGAACGAGCUUUAUUCGGUCAUGAAGACAUAUCACAUGUACAAUGCGGACAGUAUCAGCGCUCAGAGCAAACUGAAAGAAGCAGAGAAGCAAGAAGAGAAACAAAUUGGAAAAUCAGUAAAGCAAGAGGACCGACAGACGCCCCGCUCCCCGGAUUCCUCUGCCAGCGUCCGCAUCGAGGAGAAGCAUGUCCGGAGGAGCUCAGUGAAGAAGAUUGAGAAGAUGAAGGAGAAGCGACAAGCCAAGUACACAGAGAAUAAGCUGAAGGCCAUUAAAGCCCGAAAUGAGUACUUACUGGCUUUGGAGGCAACCAAUGCAUCGGUCUUCAAGUACUACAUCCACGACCUGUCUGAUAUAAUUGAUCAGUGCUGUGACCUAGGCUACCAUGCUAGCCUGAACCGGGCCCUGCGUACUUUCUUGUCCGCUGAAUUAAAUCUGGAACAGUCAAAACACGAAGGCUUGGAUGCUAUUGAAAAUGCAGUAGAAAACCUAGAUGCCACCAGUGACAAGCAGCGACUCAUGGAGAUGUACAACAAUGUUUUCUGCCCCCCUAUGAAAUUUGAAUUCCAGCCUCACAUGGGAGAUAUGGCCUCUCAGCUCUGUGCCCAGCAGCCUGUCCAGAGUGAGCUGGUACAGAGAUGCCAGCAGCUGCAAUCCCGCUUGUCCACUUUGAAGAUCGAAAACGAAGAGGUGAAAAAGACCAUGGAGGCUACCCUGCAGACCAUCCAAGACAUCGUGACUGUGGAGGAUUUUGAUGUGUCUGAUUGCUUCCAGUACAGCAACUCUAUGGAGUCUGUGAAGUCAACGGUCUCAGAAACGUUCAUGAGCAAGCCUAGCAUUGCUAAGAGGAGAGCUAACCAGCAAGAGACAGAGCAGUUUUAUUUCACGAAAAUGAAGGAGUACUUGGAGGGUAGGAACCUAAUCACCAAGCUGCAAGCCAAGCAUGACCUCCUGCAGAAAACCCUGGGAGAAAGUCAGAGGACAGACUGUAGCCUUGCCAGGCGUAGCUCAACCGUGAGGAAACAGGAUUCCAGCCAGGCAAUUCCUCUGGUGGUAGAAAGCUGCAUCCGGUUUAUUAGCAGACACGGCCUACAACAUGAAGGGAUUUUCCGAGUGUCUGGAUCACAAGUGGAAGUGAAUGACAUAAAAAAUGCCUUUGAGAGAGGAGAGGACCCUCUGGCUGGGGACCAGAAUGACCAUGACAUGGACUCCAUAGCUGGUGUCCUCAAGCUUUACUUCCGGGGGCUGGAACACCCAUUGUUUCCCAAGGACAUCUUCCAUGACUUGAUUGCCUGUGUUACAAUGGACAACCUACAAGAGAGAGCUGUGCAUAUCCGGAAAGUCCUUCUGGUCCUGCCCAAGCCCACUCUGAUUAUCAUGAGAUACCUCUUUGCCUUCCUUAAUCACUUAUCACAGUUCAGUGAAGAGAACAUGAUGGACCCCUACAACCUUGCCAUCUGCUUCGGGCCCUCACUGAUGUCCGUGCCAGAGGGCCACGACCAGGUCUCCUGUCAAGCCCACGUGAAUGAGCUGAUUAAAACCAUCAUCAUCCAACAUGAGAACAUCUUCCCGAGUCCCAGGGAGCUCGAGGGCCCCAUCUACAGCCGAGGAGGAGGCAUGGAGGAUUACUGUGACAGCACUCAUGGAGAGACUACGUCUGCUGAAGACUGCACCCAGGAUGUGGCCACAGAGCAUCACACAAGUGAUGACGAAUGUGAGCCCAUUGAGGCCAUCGCCAAGUUUGACUACGUAGGCAGGACAGCCAGGGAGCUGUCUUUCAAGAAGGGAGCAUCCCUGCUGCUUUACCAGCGAGCUUCUGAUGAUUGGUGGGAAGGCCGGCACAAUGGGAUAGACGGACUUAUCCCCCAUCAGUACAUCGUAGUCCAGGACACCGAAGACGGUGUCGUGGAGAGGUCCAGCCCCAAGUCUGAGAUUGAGGUCAUGUCUGAGCCACCUGAAGAAAAGGUGACAGCCAGAACAGGGGCCAGCUGUCCCAGUGGGGGUCAUGUAGCUGACAUUUAUCUUGCAAACAUCAACAAGCAAAGGAAGCGUCCAGAAUCUGGGAGCAUCAGAAAAACAUUUCGGAGUGACAGCCAUGGGCUUGGCAGUUCUCUGACUGACUCCUCCUCCCCGGGGGUGGGGGCUAGCUGCCGUCCAUCCUCUCAGCCCAUCAUGAGCCAGAAUCUCCCCAAGGAAGGGCCAGAUAAGUGUUCCAUCAGCGGCCAUGGGAGCCUCAACUCUAUCAGCCGCCACUCGUCCCUGAAGAACCGGCUGGACAGUCCACAGAUCCGGAAGACUGCUACUGCAGGAAGGUCAAAAAGCUUCAAUAACCAUCGGCCCAUGGACCCUGAAGUCAUUGCACAGGAUAUUGAAGCGACCAUGAACUCUGCCCUGAAUGAGCUUCGAGAGCUAGAACGGCAGAGCAGUGUUAAGCACACCCCCGACGUGGUUCUGGACACCUUGGAGCCUCUCAAGACCUCCCCAGUGGUAGCCCCCACAUCUGAGCCCUCCAGCCCCCUGCACACGCAGCUCCUCAAGGACCCUGAGCCUGCCUUCCAGCGCAGUGCCAGUUCUGCUGGGGACAUUGCCUGCGCCUUCCGGCCUGUCAAGUCUGUCAAGAUGGCUGCUCCAGUCAAACCACCAGCCACACGGCCCAAGCCAACUGUCUUCCCCAAAACAAAUGCCACUAGCCCUGGUGUCAAUUCGUCAGCUUCCCCGCAGUCCACUGACAAGUCUUGUACUGUCUAAGGGGUAUAACGUAAUCGCUCUAGACAAGGAGACUGGCCGGUAUUAAAAUCUUCCUAUUUAACUAGCUUGGAGACUUCGGUUGAAAAUUAGAUUCUAAGUUGUUCUUACAGGAAUUAGCCUUCCCGUUAUCCAACCCUUGAGAAUGAAGCCCUUGUUACAGCUUUCCCCUUCCUGGUCCUUCCUUCCUUCCUUCCUUCCUUCCUUCCUUCCUUCCUUCCUUCCUUCCUUCCUUCCUUCCUUCCACUUAUUGCCUCCCUCUGUUGCAAUCCAGCCAGCUACAGUACAUGCCGUUCUUAGGUUAGCCAGAGACAAGUUUCCCAUGAUCAGUUCGCUAUGGUAUCUGUCAAGGCAAGACCUGGGGACCUCGGCCUUUGUCUUUGUCCCUUCGCACCAUAGGGGAUACCACCUUGACCAGAUGGUUGGCUGCAGCCACCUAGGUCUCCGGUGGCAUCUUGUUUUGAGUACUAAUUUAAAAAAUCCCCUAUAGCCCAGUGUUCAUUGACUGUAAGUAAUAUCCGUGUGCAUGCACGGCCAUGCACAGACACACACACACACACAGGUUUUCACGGCCUCUCCUCGUCAUAGGCCUCUCUUCGUUGUUGUGACAGUUCACACUGAAGCCACCAGGAAUCUCUUGUCAUCGCAACUUUGUUCCAUUUGGACCAGAGAAACCUGGCCUUAGAGACCUCUCUGUCAUAGAAGUUUAGCAGAAUGGGUCAGUGCUGGGAUCUGAUGCGGGGGUGGGGAUUGCCGUCUGCCUCUUGCUGUGACUUGGUCACGUCACUGGCAUUUGUGUUUGCUCUGUGCCGUUCUGUAGAAUACAUCCCAGUCUUACCAAGGAGCUUUUAACGUUUCUCUGAACACACAGACUCUUCUUCCCUUCCUUGUUUCAUGACCACCAUUUUCCAUGUAAGAUGUUGUCCCAUAUAAGACGGUUUUAUAGCUAGUUCCUUUUAGAGUAAAAAGUCUUAAAGUUUUAUUAUGUUUAUGGCAGGUUUGAAAGGGGGUAGGAAAUGGGUCCUUCUUCCUCCCAACCUUGUUUGGCAUUUAAAACUUUUAAAAUUCACUAUUCUGUUUAAAAAAAAAAUGAAUUGUUCUCUGCUAAUCCAAAAAAUUGUUCCCAGAUCAAAACUAUUUCAAGUUUACCUCUUAGCUUAGUUUUGUAUAAGACUCUCUGGAGGUGGCCAGGGGCUUGGAAAGCCCUAUUCAAUUCUAGAGACCCUGCCUUUUGAGACCAUGUUUUGUUUACCCAAACAAGGUCAACUGAGGAAACUCUGACCCCUCUCCCCCAAUCAAAAUUAUUUUCCCAAAGCCAGAAUCUUGAAAAAGUAAAAUAUAUUGAAUGCUUCAUAUUGGGCCUGCUUCAGAUGGAAUGCUCUAGCUAGCCCGCAAGCCUGAGGCUCAAACACUCACUCCUCUUCUCUGAUUGUGGUUUGAAAGCUAUGCUUUUAUUUAACCUUAUUGUUGUUCUGUAAUUCAAGAGAGAUGGUGGGUUGCCAUUCAGGUUGGAAAAUCUGAAUGUCCUUAGCUUUGUGCUAGAAGAGAGAGAUCCUUUUGACCAGUAUGUGAAGUUGGUAGUUGGAUCUUGAGAAAGGGACGGAUGUUUCUCUCUGUAUGAAGGGAAUGGGAAGCUUGAAGGAGUCACUAAUGGGAAGGGGGACUGGAGAGGCGAAUGAGUCAGGUGGCAAGGGACAACCCUCAGGCCUUGGGCUGCCUGAUUCUCCUGCUCUUUUUACUGACCUGUCAUCUUGACCUGGGCUUGUACUGCUCCUGAGCCAAGGGAGACUUUCAGACCCAAGGAUCUGAAAUGAUCUCCCACCCUUACAUUCCUCUUAAUCUAAGUGGUAGAAGUUUCCAGCCUGCCCUUUAUCCUCUCUCCAGGACACUACCCUCUAAGAAGCUAAAAGCAAAGCUUCUUAAAGAGCAUACUGUGGGGCUGUUCUUUAGUUCUUGCCUUCUCUUUCAGUCCUGUACAUUAUUUGUGUUUGUCAUGCCCUUGGUCGCUGUCCAUCUGCUGAUUUGCAGAAUGAGCUGGGCGGUGUACAAGUGGUUCCCUCCUAACCCCAGCUCUGGGAGCCUCGCUGUCUUCCUUCUCUCUGGUGCUUCUGAUGCCUGUGAGAUGGUCCAACCGGAGGCGAGUCCUCCUUGGCAGAGCUCAGUUCAACUGGAAUUGAGGUUGCACACUGUGAUUAUACACCCAAAGCCAAAAGGAGCCGGCCACCCCAGGCCUUGGGCAACUAGCCUUCCUCAGAUAGGCUUGCCCGAAACCAGCAUGAUGCUUCCAAGAGCCCUGCUCUGCCCCUCGUGGCAUGGAUCCUUUCCCUGGUGUGGACCCCGUCUUUGGGGAAGAAAGGUGGAGUGCAGCUACCAGCUUCCCAGUUUGCAAAGUAGAGGAAUUUGCCACCAGCAGCCUAGAGACUGGAAACGCUGGUCUCUGCCAGCCUCCUCAGGCCAUCCUUGUUUGUCCCCAAGGAGAUGAGAAAUCCCUCCAGCGCCAGGGUGAACGGACCACUGGAAGGGCUGGUGUGCGUGGACUUCGGUUCAGAAGAGAACUUACAUCUUCCAGGGAACUGCAAUGUUGCGACGUCUGAUUUGUAUGUCACAUUUGUGUAAAAUGGUAUGUUCUUUAAAAUGGUGUUGAUAACUGGAAUAUUGUAUAUGCUUGAAGAUGCUUUGUGUGAACCUAAGACUCACUCAGCCGAUGUUGGAUUGGGGAAAAUCCAAAGCACAACUUCAAAAUAAAAUGCGUUUUUAGGUUUCA
Messenger RNA from Phodopus roborovskii (desert hamster), 6447 nucleotides. It is a transcript of the gene Srgap2, whose product is annotated as SLIT-ROBO Rho GTPase activating protein 2. Bases 471 to 3686 code for a protein of 1071 amino acids. The record is from RefSeq and is a predicted model, not a curated record. The transcript has 22 exons. Gene Ontology annotation, biological process: negative regulation of cell migration; signal transduction. Gene Ontology annotation, cellular component: cytoplasm. NCBI's taxonomy places the organism in Eukaryota, Metazoa, Chordata, Mammalia, Rodentia, Cricetidae. Gene Ontology annotation, molecular function: protein binding.